Messenger RNA from Anthonomus grandis grandis, 720 nucleotides. RefSeq lists its product as uncharacterized. The transcript has 3 exons. Lineage: Eukaryota; Metazoa; Arthropoda; Insecta; Coleoptera; Curculionidae. The coding region runs from base 107 to 679 and encodes 190 amino acids. The record is from RefSeq and is a predicted model, not a curated record.
UUAAACUAUAUGCUUCAUUCAGUAGUAGCUGUUCAUCAACGAAACAUCGUACGAAACAACGGUUUCGUAUUUUUAGUUUAGUAGUGUAAAAUCUUAAAAUUUAAAAAUGAUUUUAUGGUAUCCUGCUAGUGUUCUAUUUGUGUUGUUUCAUUUAUCGCAAGCCGCUGCCCGAGUGCCCCAUUUUAAUGAAUAUGCCGUAGAAACAAUGCGUUUAACGAAAAAUCUGGAAAACGCAGAUAGUAUAAAUGAACCAAAUACUGAAAGCAAAACAUUAAGUGGGUCUGUAGACGUUCAGUUGGAGAGAAAACCGGUCGCAUUAGAUUCAAAGCUAUUUAAUAAUGUAAUGAUUAAUUCAAAACUGAACAUCGACUCAAAGGCGGAAUCACGUGGCAAGAAGCACAAGGUUAAAAAGGUGCUCUUACCUUUAUUGACCUUCGUUGUCCUGAAAGCCAUGACCGUAGUACCUUUCCUUAUUGGAGCACUUGCCCUUAAAGCAUGGAAUGGCUUGCAAUUAUCACUAUUUGCGUUUAUCAUCGCAUCAGGAUUAACGAUUUUUCAGUUAUGUCAGAAACUAGCCAUGGAUCAAAAUGUACCAGUUAUUUUGGACCAUCCACCAGUUGCGAGAAGAUCUUUAGAUGCUGAUGUUCAUGGGAAAGCAUAUGCUGCUUAUUUGCAAUAAUGUUAUGUAUAUACUAAAUAAAAUAAAAUAAUUAUAAUAAA